CUCCCGUUGGUCAGACAGCACUGGGCUCUGAUCCGUCGACGUGCUUCUCUACUUAGCUUAGCGGUGUAUUUCCUGAGAAGACGUAGGCUGCACAGCAACAUAUCAGGGUCCAUCUUGCGAUCACUUUUCCUCCCAACUCCCUUUUCCUGGUUUUGCUUUUUGUUUAACUUUUCUUUUUUUAUAUAAUUUUGGUGAAGCGUUCAAAAGUUGCCAUCCCGAAGCGGCAACCAGUUUUUUGAUGGUCUGGGGUCAGUCUGUACCCACCGUCGGACACAAGCCUUGUAGGUUGAGCAGAUCACAGGAAGAAACAUGAGUAAGGCCAGUGGGAUAAAAGGGCCCAGCAAGAUAGGGAGACCGCCUGGGACAGCAGCCCCUAAGACCAACCCCAGCUCAGCAGGAUCUAAAGUUGCUGCAACCAACAAACCGGCUCCAGACGCCAGUGCAGAAGAUGGUGCCGGGGAGAGCUUCCAGGUUGGAGAGCGAGUCUGGGUUAAUGGGAAUAAGUCAGGCCACAUACAAUUUUUGGGAGAGGCUCAGUUUGCACCAGGGCAGUGGGCAGGGAUCGUUCUGGAUGAGGCAAUUGGGAAGAAUGAUGGCUCAGUGGCAGGGGUGCGCUACUUCCAGUGUGAUGCCCUGCGAGGGAUAUUUACCCGCCCAUCCAAGUUGUCUCGCACAGAGGGGGAGGCUAAUGGAACUCUGACGGCACCCCCCUCCCGCGCUUCUUCACCCACUCCUUCAGUUAGUAGCGUUGCCUCACAUACACCCGCCACAAAAUCAACAUUACCCUCAACUACCACAUCAACCAAGAAGACCUCCUCCACUACGCCAGUGACACCAGCGACACCGGUGACACCAUCUAACCUCACACGCACAAACAGUGAAUCUGUCUCCAACCUCUCUGAGACUGGAUCCGUCAAGAAAGGGGAAAGGGAACUGAAGAUGGGCGACAGAGUAUUGGUCGGUGGUACAAAGGCAGGGGUGGUACGUUUCCUUGGAGAAACCGAUUUUGCCAAAGGCGAGUGGUGCGGUGUGGAAUUGGAUGAGCCUUUAGGAAAGAACGACGGGGCCGUGGCAGGCACAAGAUAUUUUCAGUGCCAACCGAAGUACGGCUUAUUUGCUCCAGUGCACAAAGUCACACGCAUCGGCUUCCCUUCCACCACGCCAGCCAAAGCAAAAACAACGGUUCGGAAAGUAGUGGCCACACCAACUGGGCUGAAGCGCAGCCCGAGUGCCUCCUCUAUCAGUAGCAUGAGUUCUGUGGCGUCCUCUGUCAGCGCCAAGCCCAGCCGCACAGGCCUGCUAACAGAGACAUCAUCACGGUAUAAUCGUAAAAUUUCCGGCACCACCGCCCUGCAGGAGGCGCUGAAGGAGAAGCAGCAGCACAUUGAGCAGCUUAUGAAUGAAAGGGACACGGAGAGAGCUGAAGUCGCCAAGGCAACAGGCCACGCUGGAGAGAUGGCUCAAGAAAUGGGCCUGCUCAGGGACGAUCAGGAGCAGAUGGAGACCAAGAUGGAUCAGUUGAGAGUCUUGGUAGAAGCUGCAGACAAAGAGAAAGUGGAUCUGCUGAAUCAGCUGGAAGAGGAGCGAAGAAAAGUGGAGGACCUUCAGUUCCGCGUGGAGGAAGCGUGCAUCACCAAAGGAGACCUGGAGACGCAGACCAGACUGGAGCAUGCCCACAUUAAGGAGCUUGAACAGAGCCUACUCUUUGAAAAGACCAAAGCUGAGAAACUCCAAAGAGAGUUAGAAGACAAUAGGGUUGCUACUGUGUCAGAAAGAUCCCGUAUUAUGGACCUUGAGAGGGACCUUUCACUACGAAGCCGAGAGGUAGCGGACCUGCAGCUGCGUCUCGGGUCCCAACAGGGCUCUGAAGACUCAAACUCGACCCUUUCUCCCCUUCUGGAAGAGAUAAACUCUCUGAGGGAUCAGCUGACUUCCCAAGAAACAAAGCAGAAAGAAGAACUAGCAAAGUACAAGGAGAAGUUAGAAGCCCAAGAAAAGAGCCACAGUGAGGCAGCCGCCCGGCUUCAGGCUGCGUCUGUCCGGCUCUCUGGUGAACACGAGCAGCUCCAGAUGCGCUUAAGCCAGGCUGAGAAAGAGAACGCUGACAAAAUUGAUCUGUGGCGUUCCAAGUUAGAGUCUUCCAUCGCCUCUCAUCAGCAAGCCAUGGACGAGCUAAAGGUAUCUUUUAGCAAAGGUGCAGGGGCCCAGGCAGAAGAACUUAUUGAAACUAAAAGUGCACUUGAAAGGCUGAAGGUAGAGCACCCGUUGGCUCUAGAGGAGGCUGGUGCCAAACAUGAGGCCGAUGCUGCAGCUUGGACUCGGGAGAAGCAGGCGCUGAAGACAAAGCUGUCGUCUUUGAUUGAUGAUAAGGAGCGACUGGAGGAUUCUCUACGGUCCAGCGUUGAAAGAGUAGAGGAGCAGCACCUGGUGGAGAUGGAGGAUGUUCUUGGAAAACUUCAUGCUGGCGAACUUAGGGUGGGGGAGCUUGAGGAUAAAGAAACCAUGUUGGCACAACAGGCCCAAGACAAGGAUAGAGAAACCAAAGAGCAGAUGUCAGAAAUAGUGGCUCUGCGCAGCCAAGUAGCACAAGGUGACCAGGAACUUGUCACCCUGAAGAGUCAAAUGGAGCUGGUUCAGAACCAAGGGAACAGCCAGGAUUCAAAGGUUAGUGAAUUGAGCUCACAGGUGGAGUGCCGACAGCAGGAAGUCCUCUCUUUAAAGCAGACUCUGACCACUGUACAGCAGGAGAAAGACGCCCUGGCACAGGAGCUUGGAGGCAUGAAACAAAAGAUGGCUGACAGCACAGAGGAUCAGACUAAAUCAUCGAACACUAUGCAAGAAACACUCGAGAAGCUCAGUCAGAAGGAAGAGCAGUGCACUUCUCUGACCACCGAGUCAGAGUCUUUAAGAAGUCAGCUUUCCGGCCUGGAGAGAAAGCUGAAGGCUGCAGAUGAAAAGCUUGAGCAGCUUUCAAAGGACAAAUGCAAGCUGGAAAAUGAUAUUUCAGACAUGAUGAAGACAUCUGGCGAUAGUUCAGUACAGCUGACAAAAAUGAAUGAAGAUCUCAUGCAAAAAGAAAGGAGGCUUGAGGAGUUACAGAGUCAACUGACAGAGGAGAAGGAGAAGGCGGCACACUCAAAUGAACAACUGCAGCGAGAACAGACCCGCAAAGAGCAGGAGCUGAAAGAGACCAGAGACACACAUCAGGCUCAAAUGAGUAGCCGUCAGGACAACAUCACUAACCUGGAGAAGGCUGUAAAACAGAGUGAGACCUUAGUUGAGGAGCUAAAGGAGACGCAAGAGAAAUCCUCCUCUCAGGCUUCAGAGCUCCAUGCAAAGGACCUUGGGGUUCUUCAGAGUCAGGUAGACACGUUGAAGCAGGAGCUCUCCUCAUCCAAGGACAAAACCAAAGAGCUGGAGAAUUUGGUUCCUGAGUUGCAGACUUACAAAGAACAGGCUAAGUGUCUUUCUGCUGAGCUUGACUCCCACAAGCAUGAUGUUGAACAGUUGUCCAAAAAUAUGGAAAAGCAAAAUCUAGAUCUGGAAAAUAGAUGUAAGGAAAGUGAAGAUGUUAAGGCGGAGAAAAGCAAACUGGAGAAACAGCUUUCAGAUGUUCAGACCAAGCUCUCUGCCCUUGAGAUUAGUCACCAGGAGCUUUCAGUCCAGACUGAAGAACUGUUAUUAACCGAGAAAAAGCUCUCAAAACAUCAAGAGGAACUACUUGCCAACAACAAAUCCUCAGCUGAAGAAAGGAAUUCAUUGAACACGGAGUCGAAGAAGCUCAAAGAUCUUCUUCAGGCUGAAAACAAAAAACUGGAGCAUGCUAAAGGUGAACACCAGGCCCAAGUCGAGGAGCUUCAAAGACAACAUGAAGAGAAGAAUGACUUGCUCCUAAAGUAUCAGCAGGACAUCCAGCAAAUUGAGGCUAAAAAUAAGCAACUAAAUGAAGAUUAUGAAAAAGUCUGCAAAGAGAAGAACCGACUUGAAGAUGACCUCAAUGAAAGCAGGUCAAAGCUCACAAGUGAAAAGGACAAUCUCAUUUUAGAAAGAGAUUCUGCUAGAAAUGCCAAAAAGUCUCUUGAUGCUAAGAAUGCUAAGUUGCAGGAAAAACUCAAGUCCUUGAACUUAGAAAAAGAAGAUCUUACGAUGAAGAACACUCAGCUGCAGGCCCUCACAGAAACACUUGAAAAAGACAAAGUAGAGAUGUCUUCUGAAUUCAGUGCUGCCGUUUUGGAAAAACAGAGCCUUGCGACGCUAAAGGAGGAACUCCAGAGUAAGCUCCAUGUUACCAAGAAAGACUUGGAGAGCUCUGUCCGUGAAUGUGAAGAACAUAAAGCCUCCAAAACCAGCCUGGCCCAGAUGCUGGAAGAGUUCAAGACCAACAGUCAGGUGACGGAUUCUGAGAGGCUUCACCUUCUGCAGGAGAAAGAAGAACUGGUUGCAAACCAAAGGAAAGUCUGUAAUGAAAAGGAAGGGCUCCUCAAAGAGAUAGAAGAAUUAAAGGAGAAGCUUCAAGUCUCUACAGAACAACUGUCAAAGUCCAACGAGAAACUUAAAGAAGCAUUAUCAUCGUUUGAGCAAGAGAAGCAAACGUUUCGCCUUCAGAGUUCUGAAAUUGAGAUGUCUCUACAUGUUGUACGGAAAGAAAACAUGAGCCUGGAUUCAGCAUUAGAGCAGCAGAAAAUGGAUUAUGAGCGUUUAGCGGGAGAGAAGGGAGAGUUGGAAGAGAUGCACACUAAAACCCUAUCUGAGAGUAAUGCUCUUUCUCUAGAGCGUGAUAAGCUAGUUAGUGAAAUCCGAACAAAUAGAGACCAGUUGGAUAGUAACUCCAAAACUAAUGAUGCCGUUGUUCACGAGAAGUCUCAUCUAACAACAAUGCUAGAGGAAAGCAAACGGCAAAAAGACCAAAUUGAAGCAGAGAUGAACUCAUUGAAACGAGAAAAGGCUGACUUACAAAAUGAGCUUCAGAAACACAACUCUGAUAUUGAAACUCUUGAAAAUGGCAAAGCUGAACUUAUUCAAGAGCACAGUAAACUAAAGACAGAUUUUGAGAAGGCUAAUUCUGAACUUGUUAAACAGGUUGAUAACCUUUCUAAAGAUAGUCAGGGUCUGAAGUCGUUGCAGGCUGACACCGACAACAAAGUGCAGUCCUUGCAGAAUGAGAAUCAGGGUCUGCUUCAAGAGAUCCAAGAGUUAAAAAGUAAGAUUGAAUCGAUAUCAGGGGCCAAGCUACUUCUUGAGGCCCAGCUACAGACUGAGUCUAGUGAACGCAAUACAACUAAAUCUGACAAGGAGGGUCUCUCCAAACAAAUUGAGGAGCUGAAGAAAACGUUGUCUAUGGUCACAGAUGAAAAUAAAGAGAUGUCUUCUAACCUUAGGAACACUGAUGAGCAAAACAAGUCUUUUGUCAUGGACACGAAGGCAUUGAAAACGCAAUUGAAGCAGCGAGAGCAAGAAAUUAGUCAGUUGACAACAGAUAAAGAACAGCUAUCAUCUAAGCUUGAGGAUAUAGGCAAACAGAUGACCUCGCUGACCACAGAGAAGGAAGAGCUUUUAGCUGCAAAGUGUCAAUUGGAGCAGAACAAUUCUUCUCUCAACACAAGUCAAGAAACCUUGCAUGCAGAACGGUCGAAACUCCUCGGGGAGAUGGAGAAGAUGCACACUAGCCAGAGACAACUAGAGAUUGAUGUCAAGGACCUACAAAUCAAUAAAGAACUUUUGGAUAAACAAUACCAGAGUGCUGUAGCAGAGGUGUCUGCUUGCUCUGUUGUUAAAGAAGAGAUUUCCUCCAGCAUCUCAAAUCUAGCCUCUCAGAAGGAGGCCCUGCUGGUGGAGAGAGAUGAAGCCCAGCAGCAUGUCAGGCAGCUGGAAUCCCAACUAAAAAAUGCCAUUUCUAAGCAGCUUGAGGCUACAGAGGUCUCUGGCACGACCGCUGAGGCUCUAGAACAGCUGACAAAAGAGAAAGCCACUUUGAAGCAGGAGAAGAACGAAGCCCAAUCUUUGCUCGAGGAGCUCCGAGGCUCCACGCAGAAGACGGAGACACAGCUGAAAACAUUGAAGAAAAACAAUUCCAAGUAUCAAGAUGACCUGAAUGUAUCCAAAGAGCAGCUUUGCAUAGAAACUCAGAGGACUGAGAGUCUGUGUAAGGAAAUAGAGGAGCUCAAAGAAGCAGAUUCUGCAAAGACGCAGAAGCUGCAAGAUGAGAAGAACAAGCUGAAUCAGGAGCUCGAGAACAAUCAGAAUCACCAGCGUGAUCUUGAGAAGCUCAAGGAUCAAAACUCAAAACUCAAAAAGCAGUUGAAGCAAAGCCUGCCAAAUAAUGCUUACAGUGAGAGCACCUCGAAGGAGCAGCAUGAAAAGGAGAAGGCUACCCUCCAAAAGUCCAUCAAUAGAAACAGUGCCUUAAUUUCGGAAAAGGACCAGCAGGUGGAAACCCUGAAGAGCGAGCUGGGUGCACUGCGUGGGGAAAGUGCCUCGGUUCAGACUCUCCAGGGGACGAUUGAGGCCUUGGAGCGGGACAAGACUAAGUUACAGGAUCGAGUUCAAAGACUGGAGAAGGACCGGGCGGCAGGUCCUGAAAGCAUCAACAGGUCCUCAGGUGAUGAAGUUUUGGAGCAACUAAGGGACGACAAGCAGAGCGCAGAGGCAGCGAUCGAGUUCCUGAAUUCAGUCAUCGUUGACCUCCAGAAGAAGAAUAAGGAACAGAAGGCAGACUUGGAGACAAUGGCUGCUGCUGCUCUGAAUGGAAAUAAUCCAAGUGAGCUGGAUAACUAUGAUGACCACGAUAAUCAACCCACAAAGAAGAAGCUUCCUCCAAGACUUUUCUGUGACAUCUGCGACUGCUUCGACCUCCACGACACCGAGGACUGUCCCACACAGAUGCAGAUGCCCGACUCUCCUCCACACACCACCUACCACGGCGCUAAGGGCGAGGAUCGGUCAUACUGCAACAUCUGCGAGGUCUUUGGCCACUGGACCGAAUCCUGUAACGAUGACCAGACCUUUUAAGCCUUUUUUUCCACCCUCGUUUCGCACAAUCAGUACAUUUGCACAUCAUGUUAAAUUUACGCUGUGCUUUAUGGGUUUGGGUUUGUACGUGUGCAUUUGUGUGCUUGAUUUUGCAAAGCAUAUCUGUCGUCCUUAAGCGCUCUUAUGGGAGAACGUCCUCCUCAGAAUCCCUUCAUACAAAAAAACCUUCAGAGAUAAUCAUUUACAGCGGUUAACUGUUUGUAUCUGUAAAACAUUUUGAUAUCCUGUGUGUGAGUGAGAAGAUGCUGCAGGGGACGUUUCAUGGUGGGAGAAGCGAUGAUCUUCUCAUCAUUUAAUUUAUCAAUAUCCUAACAUUGUUUGCACAGCUUGUUGGGGGCUACAAUAUAAUAUAGUAUCAUAAGAGGUGUUUAUUUGAAACUGUAAAUUACUUGAUUGAAAAAAUAUCAGUUUGCGCAAAAAAAUUGGUGAGCUAUAGUUUAUUUUUUUAUGCCUGGAAAUAUGAUGUACUCUUUUUAAAGGUUAAAUAGUAUGUGUAGUUUUGUGAAAGGUGAUCACAGGGAGAAACUUUCUCUCUUCCUGGAGAGCAGCGGAGAAACCCAGUGCUGAUGGCUUUAAUGGGAACGUUUUGUAUGGUCUUCAUGAAGGAACUGAAAAGAAGCAGUGAAAGCACUUCAAACUCAGUUCCCGUGAAAUGCCCUUUCCAAAAGGUUUCUUUGCAAUUAAAAGAGCAUUUAUCUACGAAACAAUAAAUACUUUGGUAUUUCUUUUCAAAUGUUUUGAAUAUCUGUAUUAAAAAUAAAUGUAUGUAUAAAUUAAA
This is a messenger RNA of Gymnodraco acuticeps, 7807 nucleotides long. It is a transcript of the gene clip1a, whose product is annotated as CAP-GLY domain containing linker protein 1a. Gene Ontology annotation, biological process: positive regulation of microtubule polymerization; cytoplasmic microtubule organization. The coding region runs from base 310 to 7008 and encodes 2232 amino acids. Gene Ontology annotation, molecular function: microtubule plus-end binding. Gene Ontology annotation, cellular component: cytoplasm; nucleus; microtubule plus-end. The record is from RefSeq and is a predicted model, not a curated record. Lineage: Eukaryota; Metazoa; Chordata; Actinopteri; Perciformes; Bathydraconidae. The transcript is spliced from 28 exons.